Messenger RNA from Onthophagus taurus, 2100 nucleotides. RefSeq lists its product as uncharacterized. The record is from RefSeq and is a predicted model, not a curated record. NCBI's taxonomy places the organism in Eukaryota, Metazoa, Arthropoda, Insecta, Coleoptera, Scarabaeidae.
AUUUCGAAUUCAGUGCGACCCGCACCGCGAGACGCACCGUUCGUUCCUUCAUUUUUGAAAGGUUGUCCACGUGGUUCGCGUAUUAAAAGAAUCUAUUGAGAAAAAUUUUUUUUGAAACGAAAACACUUUUGGUUUCGUAAUAAUUUAAGGAAGAAGAGAUAGUGAUUAGUAUGAAUUCAGUCUUCAUCAGGAUUAAAAGUAGCUUUGCUAUUUAUUCUACUAUUUUAUUAACAUUGAUAACAAGAAUUAAGGCGAAUAGUUGCGCCUUAGAACAAUUUCAAAGUUGCACGGCUGCGUUGGAUAAUUUAACCGAUAAAGGUUUAACUUUUGGUGCUACUAAAGCUGAUCUCGAUAAUAUUUGUCCAAAUCUAAAAAAAGCCAUUAGAUGUAUUCAUCGUUACACUCGUUCUUGUUGGCCAUUAGACAGACAUCGUCAUUUUCAAAAAUUGUUCAGCGAUCCGAAUCACAUGAUUCACGAUUUAUGCAGUAAUGGAACGUAUCAACAGGAGUAUUUGGAAUUUGCACCUUGCAUGAAACAGGCCGCGCCAGAAAAUGAAAUUUGCAUUCGAAAAUAUUCCAAAGCUUUAAAAGUCCUUCAGGUUCAAGACGAACAACUUACCACGCCACAAGCGAUUAUUUCCAAGAAAAGACGUGAUAUCGCCGAUGAAAGACUGAAAAGCUUGUGUUGCGGUUUUCAAGAAUACGUCGUUUGUACAACGCAAACAAUGUCAAGAAAGUGUGGAAGUAACGCGGGGGUAUUCAGUAGAGGCUUUUUGGAUAAAAUGUCAAACAUUUUAGUUAAGGAAUAUUGUAAAGCGUAUGGCCAAGAAGAGUGCGGAUUCUCUUCAUCAGCAUAUUCAUCGUUAUCAUCAUCAACAACGUUUAUAUCACUAUUAUUUAGCUCAUUGCUGGUACUAUUUAUAAGUUAAUCUUAUUAAAAAAAAUAAUAAGAUAGUAUUGUAUUCCUAUAAAUGAAAUUAAGAUAAAAAUGAGAUCGAAUUAGCGUCUCGAAAGAAAUUAAUUAUUUAUAUGUUGUACAUAAACGUAAUGUACAUAUAUGUUUAAAAGGAAUUAAGCGCAUUUUCUAGUCUUUAAGCGCUACAUCGCCAUCAGGUAGCUCUCUAGUAUUCGUUUUCAAUCAUUCAGUUCCUUCAUAUUCCAAAUCGAACGUAGAUACAUAAAGGAGUGCGAAAUCUCGUAGAAUAACGUUAUCUUUAAAUAUAUCAUUGCGUAUUAUUAAUUAUUUCGUUCCAUUUAUUUCAUUUUUUAUUUUUUUGCAAUCGUAAAAAUAAUUGUCAUUAAAGCCACCGUCCAAAUGUAACAUCAUUUUUUUAUACAUUAUAAAACACCGCGAGUUUAUUAUUUAUUAUUCCGUGGUAGGCUAAUAGGAAAAGUAAUAAAUUGUUAUUUAAAGACUUAGGUCAUAGUUGUAGUUAAUUAUUAUAAAUUAGGUGCUGUUUAGAAUUGAGGAGAUGUAUAAAAACAAAAAAUGUUAUUUAAAUUUAGAAAAAAUAUUUAAAAAAUUUCCCGUUUGUGUAUAUACAUAGAACAAUUUGUACAUAAUUAUAAAAUUAUAUAAAAUGCAAGGUGAUUAAUAAAUAAAUCCAUCAAAAUUAAGUUGUCAUUUGAUGAGCGCCAUCUAUUAUUAAACGGUGAAAUCAAAAUGGCGUCUUAUGACGUAUCAAAAAAAAAUUAAAGGAAAUUAAAUUAAACGUACUUAUCUGGAUUUUAUGAGGAAAACAGGAUCCGCUUCCAGGAAAAUCGGGAUAAAACGGGAUUCUUGGGAGGAACAUGGCACACAUCCACACAGAUUAGCGUCUCAACAAUAACUGGUUUUAUUUUGUUGCGAUUCUUCAAUUGCGCGAAUCUCCAUGGUAACGAAACGAUUCUUAAUUCUAAUUGGUUAAUAGAAAGUGGCGUGAUUUAUUUUAUAUACAGGGAUAAAAAGAAAUCGAUUCAAUAUAGGUGUCCAAAAUGAAUUGAUUUUUAAAAAUUUUUUUAAAAAAUUUCCCGUUUGUGUAUAUACAUAGAACAAUUUGUACAUAAUUAUAAAAUUAUAUAAAAUGCAAGGUGAUUAAUAAAUAAAUCCAUCAAAAUUAA